AUGGCGUUCAAUAUCAUCUUUUUCAUCUUGUUUCUUAGCGAGUUCAUUAUCAUCGUUCGGCGUCUGCGCUUUGUUCCACCCGGCCGCUAUACACGCGCUCCAUAUAUUCUCCUCGCCGUCGUAGUAGGUCCAUUGGCCAUAGCCUACCUUCUUUGGUCAAUCACGACUAGGAUGAGCACAGAGAGGGGUCCAUACACGACUCUGCACAACUUGGCCUCAGUCGUAAACUUCCUGCUACCAAUUGACUGGGCAUUUCGACCCGGGAGCAAGACAACCAAGCCGUGGAUUUCACAGUUUUGGAAGCGUAUCGUCGAUUGGUCCCUGGUGGUCAUUGUCUUCUUGGUCGGCAUCUCUCAGAUGGCAGUUCUUGCAAACAAAUGGGUGCUACUUGACAGACACCAGCUAACUCCUACUGAAUAUCGCACCUAUCUCAACGUUGACCGCGGACUUAAAUUCACUUCCGUCGCAUUUGGCGUGCUCUUAGAGAUGAAUGUCAUCGUCUCUUUCAUAGGGCUCAAGGUCUCACAGAAGAGGAUGAAUUUCGUGGAUCCUAUAGCCACAAGACUUCUCGUCGCAGUCUUACCUUUUGUACUACUCGACCUUUUGGAGUAUUUGGUGUUUCCGAUCUACGCAGAGACACACAAAGUCAAUGAUUAUGACCCCAACUCCCUCACUCUGGCUGAUACUAUUAUCAGUGGUGUAGUCCGAGUUGGAAUCAUCUGGGGACUUCUUUCCACCAUGACGAUUCCGAACGUCGUUUGGGGUCCAGGAGUAGCUGCCGCUGGUUUAGGGUAUAUGCCUCAGCGGCCGCAACCACCCCAACAGGCAUUCUACCAGCCAAUGUGGCAGCACUCGCCUUCCAUACCCCCACCCGGUCAAAGGCCUCAUUCGGUACAAUACCAAUCUCCACAGAAUCCACCCCCAACCACUCAUCAGCUGUCCACUAUCCCCCAUAACCCCUGA
Messenger RNA from Serendipita indica DSM 11827, 963 nucleotides. Lineage: Eukaryota; Fungi; Basidiomycota; Agaricomycetes; Sebacinales; Serendipitaceae. The record is from the annotation of a GenBank genome assembly.